GAAUAAAUAAUUAUUCUAAUACACAUUACCAAAAAUUUGAAUCACACUACAAAAAAUUUGAUUCUUCUAUUUUUUAAGAAAUUAUCAGAUAGACGUGUCUGAGUUAAAUCCAAGACAAGUCUACGUCCCAUUCGAAAUAUUUAGUUUUGUAACGCAUCAUAAAUAAAAUAAUGGAAAGAAUGGAAAACAUAGCUGAAUAUCUUAAGGUCCUGUUCUUCCACGCGUUCAACACAAUCACAAUUGAUCGGUUGUGUUUAACGGUUGUGGUGGCGGUUGUGUGGAUUUUGCUUCUAUUCCCUAAAUUACGCCGUUUUUUCCUGCGCAACCUGUUCAGGAUCUUAAGGACGAUUUCAGUAAGCUUAACCAUCAAACGCCAUGGCCAUAAGUUGUCGCCGGCAUCCGAAAGUAGACUGUCGAUUGUAAGAAAGAAGACUUUGGUUCUGGACAUGGACGAAACUUUGAUGACAGCGAUUGUAAAGGGAGGCCAUAGACUUGACAAUGAAAUGAAUGUCCCAUUCGAUUACCGCUUUACCAUGUUCGACUCAGCUUACACAGUUUUCGUGUACAAGCGGCCACAUUUGGACUACUUCUUGGAUACGGUAUCCCAAUGGUACAACCUUGUGGUGUACACCACUUCAACGAAGCUCUAUGCUGAUCCCAUAUUAACCUUUUUGGACAAUGGACGAGGAAUUUUAAGGAAGCGCUUGUAUCGCCACAACUGUAGCCAUAUUCAUGGGGUCAGGAUUAAGCCCGUAAGCCGUGCUUGUGCCGACUUAUCCAGUGUUUUUAUUUUGGACAAUUCAUUAAUUGAGUGCACAUACAACAAGGGCAACGCUAUAAAGAUCAACAGCUAUGUGAUUGGCAGUCUUAUGGAUAAUAAUCUUCUGUACCUGCUGCCCUUCCUCGAUUGUCUGCGUUUCGUUGAAGAUGUCCGUUCCAUCUUGAAACCAAUGAAUACCAAUAGUUCAGAAGAUGUCAAAAACGAGUCUGUUAGUCAACUAUUAAUAUCCUAAUAUACAAUUCUGAUUACCCAUGAAAAGAUUUACAAAAUUUUGCAAACUAAGUUGCUCUCAAAAAGCCAGGCGAACUCUUUUAACAUCUUCGACUUAGUCAUGGUAAGGUAUUGGCAAGGGGCGGACCGCUUAGCUUAGUCAUAGUCAAAGCCAACCAUGUGAAUCACUGAGCAAAUGACUCGGGCCAAGGUUGCGGCGAUAACAGGGCACAGCUCAUAUUAAUCAGAGGCUAGUACAAUAUGCUCCACUUUAUCGGCAAGAGGCCACAGAAACAGCGGGCAACUGCGACAGUGAAAAAUGAGCGAAUGUCACAAGGAUCAUAGGGAAGAUCUGAGUAGACUCUAGAGCCCUUUAGUUUCAUCUCCAUUUCGAUCGCAGUAGAAACCGAACCGAAACCGGUUGGGAAAAAACACUAAGCAAUCCAAAAAGCGAAUAAUACGACUAGAAAAUACCUAGUAAAUAUAUAUUUUAUACUUUA
Molecule: messenger RNA, 1491 nt
Organism: Drosophila obscura
Lineage: Eukaryota; Metazoa; Arthropoda; Insecta; Diptera; Drosophilidae
Product: CTD nuclear envelope phosphatase 1 homolog
Exons: 2
Coding region: 171-1013 (280 amino acids)
Molecular function (GO): protein serine/threonine phosphatase activity
Source: RefSeq, a predicted model, not a curated record